UGGACGGCGGCUGCUGUGGGUCAGUUUCGCCGCCGCGUUGGUGCCCCGCAGGCCGCGGCCGGGCGCGCGGGGGGAGGCGAUGUCCGUGAGCAGGGAGUGCAGGGCCCGCAGCGCACAGCACCAGCACCAGCACCGGCGCGGCCUGCGGGCGCCGCGGGGCGCAGCGGGCGCGGGCCGGGCCUGAGGCGGGCGCCGGGAGCCCUGAGGGGACGCGUCACGCGGGGCCGGGCCGGGCCCCCGGCGCGGUGGCGGCGGCGGCGGGCCGAGGAUGGGCAUCCUUUUCACCAGGAUAUGGAGGCUGUUCAACCACCAGGGUUUGCAUCAUCCAUUCUCCCUAUAGAUGAACUGCUCCACAUGAUUUCCUAGUAUCAGCUUUGCUGGCAACAUCUGUCAGAAACAAAAGGGCCUUAUAUGGGGUCAGAGCACAAAGUAAUCAUUGUUGGUCUGGAUAAUGCAGGAAAAACUACAAUUCUUUAUCAAUUUUCUAUGAAUGAAGUGGUGCACACUUCACCUACGAUAGGGAGUAAUGUAGAAGAGCUUGUGGUUAAUAACACACGUUUUCUAAUGUGGGACAUUGGAGGACAAGAAUCGCUUCGAUCUUCGUGGAACACCUACUAUACAAAUACAGAGUUUGUAAUAGUUGUUGUGGACAGCACAGACAGAGAGAGAAUUACUGUAACUAAAGAAGAACUCUAUAAAAUGUUAGCACAUGAGGACUUAAAGAAAGCAGGUUUGCUGAUUUUUGCUAACAAACAAGAUGUGAAAGAGUGCAUGACAGUAGCUGAAAUAUCCCAGUUUCUGAAGCUGACUUCAAUUAAAGAUCACCAGUGGCAUAUCCAGGCCUGCUGCGCUCUAACUGGCGAGGGGUUGUGCCAAGGACUUGAAUGGAUGAUGUCAGGACUUAAAAUCAGAUGAUUUUUAAUGACCUCUUUGCACGGACAUUGCAUAAAAAAGUGCAGUAGCCAGGGUUACAUUGACAGCUGCAAAAUUAAUGGAUAAAAUAUUUAUAAUGAACUGAUUUCACCUUUAUUUCUGCACUCUCACACAUUAAGUCUCUCACCUCCCUGCCCUACCCCUUUGCUUUGAAACCAAGAUGAAAAUUUGAAGGCUCUGAUUGUGGGUCUCCCAUUAGUUUCCUCUGAAGACAGAUAUAAAAGCUGUAAUCAACGCUCUUCUCAAGAUAAAACCACUCAGGACAGUAUAGUACUGCAUGUGGUGAGUAUGAAGUGAGAGGAAGGAAUUUUAACUUUGCAUUUUAUUAUACUAUACCAUUGGUAGUUCUCACUAGUUUAAGAUUUUGGCCUCAUUCUUCCGGUAAAUUAGCAACCAGAUCAGUGGCAUAGGUAUUGACUUUCCAGUAUUUUUAAAAUUUACUGAUGUGUUACAGAUGCAAAACUAUAUUCCUGUAUGUGUACUGUACAUAUUGUGUAUAUUUAUACCUAAAGUUUGUUAAUCAAAAUGUGUUCUAGGAAGAAGUGAGUAACACUGAUUCUCAGUACACUCAAAAUAGUACUAAUGUGGACAUUGCUGACAUGUCACAACUGCUUUCCUUUAUAUUUUCUGUACAUCUGUAACUUUCUUCAAACAGUUGGUACACCGCAUCUUUAUAAAGUGAAAUCUCUUACAACUGUUGCUUAUGUUUCUCACAUGAUUUUGCAAUUGGGGAAGAUGAUAAAAUGGCAUGGGGUGUAUGAAUUGUUUUUUAUACUUGAUUCAGUGUUGGCAACCAGAUGCAUUUAAAAAAAAAACCAAACAAACAGCCAAAGAAUUGCUGGAUGAGACGGUAAUUACAAACAAACAAACAAACAAACAAAAGUGUUAAUUUAUGGUUUAUGCCGUCACUUCUAAUGCUGGUAGUAUGUAGUCAUUUAUGAUAGAGUUCAACAUGUGGGUCAAUUGUUAGCUUUUAAUAAAGGGGCAAUAUGUCUUGAUUUUUUUUUUUUCUCCCUUCUACCUCCUCCCCCUUAUCCAAGGUAGUGACCAACAAGUGUGCUUAAAUGUCCCAUUUGGAAUCUUCCAAAGCAGGUUUCUAACCUCUACAGGGAAAUAGGAAUACUUUCUGGUGAUACUACAAAAUUGCAUAGUAACUUUAUGUCUAUUUUAAUAUUCUAGACCAAGGUGGGAAGGGGUUUAAGAAUAUCAAAACGCAACACACAAAAAUCACACUGUUCCACAAACUGUGGACUGGGAAUUGUUACCUGAUCCUGUUCCCAUAGAAGUCCAUGGACAAACUAUCAUGGACAUGAAUCAUACCCCUGUGUGAUUUCCCGAGGUGAGAUUUCAGGGGGUCAUGACUACCCUACCUUUUCGAUAUUGUUAAAUGGGAGGGGUGUCCCAAUGUGAAAAAUGUUAAGAACCACUAAUGUAAAAUUUGAGAUUUAUUAUGAGAAUGAAGCUUGGGUGGUUUGAAACAUUAUCAGUAGCACAAGAUGUGUUCGUGGACUUAGUUUCACAUGUUGACUUCUUAGAUGUAAAUUAAAGGGAUAUUGCAAAACUAAGCAACAACAUUUUAGAAAGUCCUUUCUUCCUUAAGAAUUUAAUAAGGACAGGAGUGACUCCAACCUUGUGUUUGGGGGUGUGUUAAAUAAGGCAGGAAAGGACAUUUCAUCUUUAAAUGAUGAAGCCAUGAUAUCACAGUUAAUGCAUUCAUUUUUAUGCAACUUUAGCUGUUUGUGAUUUCAUUGUAAUCAGCGGAAAUGUUGAGAGAGAUUUGGGGACCAGAUAAUGGAGGCAACUUCAGAAGUUCACAUUUAACAGCUGUGUUGUCCUAAGUACAAUACAGAUAUAUCGGAAAGGUCUCUCAAAUCUUUUUAUCAUGGCAUUUGGUUGGUGGGGACUCUCCACUGCCCAUUAAAUAAAUAUUUUUAAAUGUGUACAUGCAUAUAUUUACAAUGCAUGCACAUAGAGAUCAGUGUUAUACAGUAUUGAGGAAUAUAUAAAUGUUUGAGGAAAAAAUAACUUCAAAGCAAAAAUUGUUUCUGAGUUUAUUCUGAAAACAUUUUCAAAAAACAACAUAUGUACAUUAUUUGGACCUAGGAAUGAACAAUUCUAUAUUUUUCUAGUCUAACAAAAAUUAAAAUUUCAGACCUAACUCUAUAUAUAAAAUGUUCAGUUUUGGAGCACCACCUCGAUUUUUUUUACUUGAAUGUUUGAAGUACUGUGUUCUUUUGCCUAAAUUUCUAUAGAUUUUAUGCAUUAAGGAUUUUAUGCCAUCUCUUUCUUCUGGUCAAGUUUUGAGGACUUAAAAUGUUUAUCUUAAGUAGCACGACUAAAAGGAGCCUCAAGUGUUUUUUUCCAAAAAAAAAAUAAUGCUUGUGUCAUAAAUGAACUUACUAAUGAAUGUGAAUUGUCAUCUCGUUUGCACUUCCACAUGAAGGAGAUGCCACUUGAUAUUUUCAUCUUAACCUCAUUGUAGUAUCCCCAUAACUGCAUGCUUGCUUUUAUUGUCUCACUUCCAGUAUUGGCUGUAGGUUCCAUUAGGGGGGAACCUAGACUCUUUACAUAGUUGUGGUGCUGACUUAAAGACUGUAAAAUUCCUACAUUUAUAAUUACCAUAUAUGAUCUGGUAUGCAUUGAACAGCAGUGGAGCCUUAAAAGCUAAGCCAUCCACUUCCUCUUACUGCUGCAUGUUUUGUUUUUGUUUUAUUUUUUUAUUAGUGUUAUACCUAAUGAUUCUGAUCCAUAUUUUUAACCACUUUUUUGGUUACUGUACAGCAGUUUAAAAGGAGGAGAAGGAGGGUUGCUUUUCUCUUGCAGUCGAACUCCAUUGCUGUUCAAUAGUUAUAUGACUGCACUGGUAUUGUAUGUUUGGCAUAUAUUUGAACAGAAGCUGGUAAUAGAGGUAAUAGAUGGCAACAGUUUUCAGACCUACCUCACAGGGGUGUUGUGAGGCUUCAUUAAAGUUUAUCAAAUGCA
Alligator mississippiensis (American alligator) is the source of this 3915-nucleotide messenger RNA. It is a transcript of the gene ARL5A, whose product is annotated as ADP ribosylation factor like GTPase 5A. Lineage: Eukaryota; Metazoa; Chordata; Crocodylia; Alligatoridae. Gene Ontology annotation, molecular function: GTP binding; GTPase activity. The transcript has 7 exons. Gene Ontology annotation, biological process: vesicle-mediated transport; intracellular protein transport; protein localization to Golgi membrane. The record is from RefSeq and is a predicted model, not a curated record. Gene Ontology annotation, cellular component: cytoplasm; trans-Golgi network. The coding region runs from base 412 to 915 and encodes 167 amino acids.